Messenger RNA from Patiria miniata (bat star), 2587 nucleotides. RefSeq names its product cytochrome P450 2J6-like. Gene Ontology annotation, biological process: xenobiotic metabolic process. Bases 385 to 1980 code for a protein of 531 amino acids. Gene Ontology annotation, cellular component: intracellular membrane-bounded organelle; cytoplasm. Gene Ontology annotation, molecular function: iron ion binding; heme binding; oxidoreductase activity, acting on paired donors, with incorporation or reduction of molecular oxygen, reduced flavin or flavoprotein as one donor, and incorporation of one atom of oxygen. NCBI's taxonomy places the organism in Eukaryota, Metazoa, Echinodermata, Asteroidea, Valvatida, Asterinidae. The transcript is spliced from 3 exons. The record is from RefSeq and is a predicted model, not a curated record.
GUAUGUCUAUAGUAAAUACCAGUCGCACUUUGGCGAACGGAAGCUGCUUCUGCGGUUAAGUACGCGCACUUGACACGACCGACUUACUAUCAGUCACUUACACUAUUUCUUUCCAGACCGUUUUUGAACAGCCACAUUACAAAGAGUCUUUAGGGACCUAAUGAGAGAGGCGUACUGCGACCCGUACCUGGCCUGCUUUCUCGGCCCAGACCAGCGUCACAGUAGUAAAUGCUAUAAAAGGCCUAAAUUAGGCUGAACUCAUUCACAUAGGAAAACUUCAUCAGUUUGGCUGUGCUAAAAAAAGACCUUCGUGGAAGUUAUUGCAGACUGAAAGUAAAGCACCCUGUUAAAAACGCACCGCAGAAGUAGGCUACGCUCCUCAUCAUGACAGCGAUAGCGCAACUUGUCUCGUUCAUAGGGGGUUUGAACCCCGUGCACGUCUUACUCUGUGCCGUAAUUUUCUUAGUCUCUCUGUGGUGGUACCGAGGUUCCAAGGACCUACCCCCAGGCCCAUGGGGUGUACCGGUCCUGGGGCUGCUUCCUCGGGUCUUCCUGGAGCUGCGUCGUGGAUCGCACCCCCAUCUCCUCUUCGCGGAGUACGCCAAGCGCUACGGACCCGUCUUCCGUGCCAGGGUGGUCAACAAGAUGCUGGUGGUUCUCAACGAUCACGAAUCGGUCAAGCAGGCUUUCCUGAACCCUAACCUGAGCGAUCGGCCGCCAAACACGCUGAUUGCUGAGGCAAUGAAAAGUGAAGGCGUUGCCAUGGCUUCAGGAGAACCUUGGAAGGACCUCCGUCGAUUCUCCCUGACCGUCUUGAGAAGCCUCGGCGUCGGCAAGUCCAGCUUUGAGGAGCAGAUCGGCCAGGAGGCCAAAGCCUUGGUGGAGGAGAUGACGAGCUACGACGGCAAACCCUUCGACCCCAAGUACCUCUUUGGUAACGCCGUAGGCAACGUGAUCUGCUCGGCGGUGUUAGGCAAGCGUUACGAGUACUCCGACGAAGAGUUCACCCACCUGAUGCAUGUCAUCCACAAGAUCGUCAACUACAUCGGGUCCGGGGGACUCUUAAACGCCGUGCCCGUCAUGCGCGUGUUUCAACGGAAUAAGACCGACGUCUACGCGAGCUUCGGUGAGUUCCGGAGCUUCCUGCUCUCCGUCAUUGCCUCUCACCAAUCUGAGAUGGAUCCGGAGAAUCCGCGAGAUUUCAUCGAUGUCUUUCUGAAUGAAAUCGAUACCAACGAGAAGGCGGCCUCUAACGGUUCGGUCAAGGCAAACGGAUCCGUCCGUACUAACGGGUUCACACCAGGCAAGGCAAACCCACCGAAUGGUCUCCCGCCGACGCGACACCCGUACCUCACUAACAAGAACAUUGUGGGCACCAUCGCCAAUCUCUUCGCGGCUGGUAUGGAGACUACUGCCACCACCUUGCACUGGGCCCUCCUGUACAUGGCUGUCUACCCCGAGAUCCAGCAGCGAGUCCAGGCCGAGAUCGACGCCGUGGUCGGUCGCAACCGGCUGCCCAGGAUGGCCGACAAACAGGAACUGAACUUCACCCAGGCCGUUAUGCUGGAGGUACAGCGGAUCGCUGUGGUGACGCCGUUCGGUUUUCCGCACGCGGCGGCAGCAGACACCGAGCUAAUGGGAUUCAGGAUUCCCAAGGGAAGCUUGCUGGUCUCCAACUUCUGGGCACUCUUCCGAGACCCCAAGGUGUGGCCGGAACCGGACAAGUUUAAACCGGAGAGGUUUCUGGACAAAGAUGGUCUUGCAUUCAAGCCUGAGGAGCUUAUCCCAUUCAGUACAGGGCGACGCAGUUGCAUCGGUGAGCACCUGGCUAAGAUGGAGUUGUUUGUCUUCUUCAGCUUCUUUCUGCAUCAGUUCACCUUCAAGAAACCAGACGACGCCCCUCCGUACACGUUUGAGUCACGGGUGGGCCUGACGCGCUAUCCGGUACAAUACCAGAUCUGUGCUAUCCAACGGAAUUAAACAUUGGAGAUUUGAGUUUAAUUUGAUUCUUAUAAGUUGGAUGACAUACCGCAGCAGGGUCAUAAUAUUGGUCGAUGUUCUCCAUUAUACUGUUCGAGAUUUAUUAUCGUAGACGCUGUCCGGGGAACAUACGAGAAAAACAAGAUCCGAUGCUAAACUACAUAACAAACAACCCAUCAACCCAAUAAAAUUAAAGUUUAAACAGUACAGAUUUUACUAACGUCUCAUUGCAUGUAUAGGCUGCAGAAAAAAAAUCCAAGAUGGUAUGGGGAUGAUCACUAUGCAGAUUCGAAACUAAAAGUCGGAAUUUGAACUACGCAACUUUGCUAAGCCAAGCCUGCUAAAACUGGCUGCCAGCUGAAAUGCCGUGUAAUAUACGUGCUACCUGUGGCUAUAGUAGCUGACUGAUCUUUACUCAUACAGCUAUUAGAACGUAAAUUUGCCGGGCAACAUUUUCGGCUGAGUAUCACUCUUAUUAAAAGUCCCGGGUCCGAAUUGACUCGGAAUCUGGGUCCUUUUCGGGUCACAAUGACACUUCCCCGGGUCAAAAUGACACUUUUCCUGGUCAAAUGACACUUUUCCGGGCCAAAAUGACACUUUUCCGGUU